AUGAAGUUUCUACUCAUUGUAUUGGCUCUUUUUGUAUUAGCAAAAGAAGGAAGAAGUCUCGAUGCAUUCGACAUUCUGGAUAAGUAUUGUGCUACAAAAGACCAAGACGCUUUAAAAAAGUGUAUGGCAGAAAAUGGAAAGUCAAAGCUGUUUACUUAUUUCGAAAGCUGCGCCAGACCUCUUCGAAGACACAUGAGAAAUAGUAAAGAAACAUCAAAAUUUAUCUGCAAAGAAGUAAACGAAAAGGAGGAUUUCUUAAUUCGAUGCUGUCUGGCAUACAAAUUAAAAAAGGACAGAGAUUCUUCUCUUCCUAGAAUCUUUCAGUCGUGUGUGAAUAGAGGAGUUCAAUCUGAAGUCUCGUCUCAACCUAUAAUGCAGCAACAGGGUUAUGUACCAUAUGGGCAACAACUUGGUUAUUUGUCGCCAGCUCAACAAGGAUCUGUAUAUCAACCGAAUGCACAGGUUGGAGGCACCGAUGAUGAUAUUCCAUAUUUAGGACUGUAUUAAGAAAACUGAUAAAAAGAACUUAAUUUAUUUAAAUUAUUUUUAUUUUUUCGAUAUUGUAAAUUAUCUUCUUUACAAUGAGCCUUAAUAAAGUUUGAAAUUUUAAGUUUCAU
Molecule: messenger RNA, 617 nt
Organism: Centruroides sculpturatus (bark scorpion)
Lineage: Eukaryota; Metazoa; Arthropoda; Arachnida; Scorpiones; Buthidae
Exons: 6
Coding region: 1-507 (168 amino acids)
Source: RefSeq, a predicted model, not a curated record